CUUUCAUUCUUUAAUGCUUACAAAAAGGACGUUGAGCCUGUUCUUGGAAUUUUGCUGGAUUUUAUUUAAUGGGUAUAAAUUUUUUUGCUAUUUUUCAAAUUGAUGGACCCCAUCAAAAAUUUUUGGAUGGGUCCCUUUGUGGCAGUCUGUCUAGUUGUCUGGUUUCAGUAAUUUUUCGCAGUCUUGGUCAUGGGUUGAUGGCAUGCAUGAUAUAGAAGCAAUAAUUUGUGCUUGUUGAGUAGUGAGGAACAGAGAGGUUUAGGAAUGGAGGUGUUCCAAGGAUUAGAAGGAGCUGGGGAUGUUCCUACAAACACUCAUCAGCGCAUAGAUGAUUUUGAAAUUGAAAAUGGAGGAUUACAUUAUAAUUUAGCUCAAUUUGAGUACGCUAAUGAGUUUGAGCUUCAACCCCAACUUGAAUAUGACUCUGAUGUUGAGCUUGUUCCACUAUUUGAUGAAUGGGACCUUGAUAAUGCUUUUCUUGCACUCCAAGAAACCCUUGCCCCUGAUCCUAACCCUGACCCUGACCCUGACCCUGACCCUAACUUGGUUAAUGAUCAUGUUGUUCCAUUGGAGGAAAGGGAGGUGGUGGUUGUUGUUGAGAAUGAGGAAACUCCAAAUGAUCUUAACAUAGUUAAUGCCUAUCUUGUUUCACCUGGGGAAGGUGAUAACGAGAUGGUGAGGGAUGAGGAAGAGCUUCACUUGUUUUUUCCUCAACCUUCUGUUAUUUUCAGUUCUGAUACAAAACCUCGUCUUCGAUGGACUCCAGAACUUCAUAAUUGCUUUGUUAGAGCUGUCAGACAUCUUGGUGGACCAAGAAAAGCAACUCCAAAGGCUAUUCAGUUCAUGAUGGAUGUUGAUGGUUUAACUCUUUACCAUGUGAAGAGCCAUCUCCAGAAAUACAGGCAAGGCCGUCAUUCAGUGAAGGAGUGGCCUGGGAGAGUGAAACAUGGUAAAAGUUCCUCAAAAUCUCGAGCCACAGUAAGCUCAAGCAAGCCUGUGAGCCUUUCACCAUCCCAAGCAAAUAGUUCCGCAUACACUGAUGCCAAAGGCAAAGCAAAAGCUAAUGAGAAUAUUGGAGGUAGUCUUUUUAUGCAAAUGACGUCUGAGAAGAUUGUUCUAAGGUUUGAGGCAGCGCAAAGUAGUUACUUGGACCUUGCAGUAGAGAAUGCACGUAACCAACAAAUACAUAUCAGAAGGAUUUCAAUGGACUCCAAGAAGGUGCUGGUAAAAGGCUGCACAGCCUAUCUGAAUUGUGAUGCUAGCGUCAGAAGCAUCAGUGGAGUUGCGGGGACCUCAAAAUUACACAACAGAAUCAAUCCAUGCAGGUUGAGGUUGGUUACGAGGCUACCUUGUCUACCUUUUUCUUCAGCAGUGAGUCUUGAGUUAUCUUGUGUUUUCUGUACAAGUAAAACAAAGGCAGACCAGAAGUUGUCCUUUUGGAUGAAACUCCAGCAGUUAGUCUGUGUGUUGCAUUUGAAUGCUUAUGUAAUACAUUCAACCGUUUCUGUGUGCUAGCUUGAAUUUACUUUUGCAUCAUUUACAAUAAAUCUGACUUUGUGAUUAUUUCCUGAAAAUAGAAGGUAAUAGUUAGUCCCCAGGAUUACAAAUAGAGAAAAACUUCAGUAGAAAUUAUUUGCAUUAUGGAACAAAAAUUAUGAUAAACAAGUGAUUUAUCUA
Molecule: messenger RNA, 1677 nt
Organism: Jatropha curcas
Lineage: Eukaryota; Viridiplantae; Streptophyta; Magnoliopsida; Malpighiales; Euphorbiaceae
Source: RefSeq, a predicted model, not a curated record